This is a messenger RNA of Labrus bergylta (ballan wrasse), 2543 nucleotides long. It is a transcript of the gene dnai7, whose product is annotated as dynein axonemal intermediate chain 7. Gene Ontology annotation, cellular component: axoneme. The record is from RefSeq and is a predicted model, not a curated record. Gene Ontology annotation, molecular function: microtubule binding; beta-tubulin binding. Lineage: Eukaryota; Metazoa; Chordata; Actinopteri; Labriformes; Labridae.
CAUCUUUGUCGCAAAUGCAAACAGAUGACCACGCAUGCGCAAGAGUUUCUAUGGUUACCUGGACGCUUUAGCGCUUUCAAGAAUGUCAUCCAAAAAGGGACCCAAGCUAACUAAGGCUCAGAAGGCAAAGCAGCAGGAAAAAGAUGAAGAGAGGAGGCUGCAAGAGGAAGAGGAAGCACGGCUGCAGGCAGUGAAAGAAGAGCAGGAAAGACUGGAAAGAGAGAAAAAAGAACAGGAGCUGGAAAAGCUUGAGUUAAAGGACCGUGGGCGCAGGGAAGAUGAGUUAAACGAACUGCGCCAUCUACUGGAGGAGAAUCAUACUGCAGUAACCGACUUGAAAAUAGAUGCUGUUGAGAAAGCCAAGUGGGAGAAAUACAUGCGUUGUGAUGGCACCCCAGACCCAGCAAUACAGCAGGAUAUCAACACAUAUAUGAGCUUAUGGAGAGAUGACCAACAGGUUGACAUCAUACUCGUGCUCAAAGAAUGUAAUGUCGCUCUACAGCUGAUAGAGGAGCUGGAAGGUCUGCUCAGAGAUGUUACGGAUCCACAGGAGGGCAAGAAGUAUCAGGAGUCACUCAUCAGUUUGCAGGAGCUAAUCCACUCCAAACACAACCUUACCACUGAGGAAAUUCUCAAGGAAGCCAGUGCAAACAUCGACACUGAGACAGGCAACAUGCAGACUGUGGUGAAAAAUGAAAACAUCACAUUGUGUCUCUGGGUUAACCUCAAUAAGAAUCCAAGGUUUAAAGGUUUACACUUUGAAGAGGCAGGCCUUGGCUUUGGGCUUCCCAAACAGCUGGCUGUGAGCAAUAUCGCUAUCAGGAUCCUUCAUACACGAUAUGAUCACCUGACCUUACUGGCCAAGAUGGCUCACCUGAGAAUAAACACAGCAAGCCACAGGUCUCUUGCAGGUGAUGAGGAAGUUUCAGCAGACGUGGAUGUGCCAGAGCAGGAGGAGUCAAAAGGAGAAGAUGAGGUGAAAGAAGACAUUGAGACCAAGCGGGAGAGAGAUGAGGAUGAGGAGGUGCAGUCCACGCCAGGACUUGAAGGGAUGCAGAGUGCAACCAGUAUUCAGUCCAGAAAAGACAGUGCCCAGUCUGCAGGAGGCAGGGGGAGCCAGAUACUAACACAGAUGGAGGCACUGGAUGCUGAGGGGGACUCAAGUUAUCCCCCUACACAGGUGUCAAUGGUAAAUAAUAGUGUCCAUGUGGUGGACUUAAUGCAGUACACACCUCUGGGUGGGGUCUUCUACUAUGAUGUGUUUCAUCUCCCGCCACAAGCCCACCGGGUCAAUGGCUGGGAAAUAAGACAGAUUUUGGACAAAGGGUUACAGGUCUUCCCCUACCCAUCAGAUGACAACGACGUUCUCACCUGCUCUCCUGUUGGUGUGACUGUGACACUACCUGAGUCGGUCGUCUUUUUGAAAACUCCCCAAGUGGCUUGCUGGGAUGCCGGAGAGAAGCAGUGGAGGAUGAACGGCAUCACUGACAUUUCCUACGAGGAGGCAGAGGCCAAGAUCUCAUUUAAGGUGGACUCCUUCAGGGCUUUUGUGCUCAUGCAGGAAACUUACGCCAACUUUCCCUUCCAGAGCUGGGAGCUCAGGCCACUGAACCAAAACUCAGCUCUUUUUACAAUCAAAGGGGAACUCAUCGACGUCAGUAUCAUGAUCAAGGGUAAUCAGUGCAUGUUGCAGUCAGAGCAAGAGAGAGGUCUUUCUCACCUGAAAGAGCAGUGGAUGAGUGGCCCAGCUCUGCAGAGAGCAAUGAUCGAUGCAGGGAUCAACAUCUUUGUGAAUGAGUACACUCACAAAUAUGUCAGCACAAUUGCCAAGGACCCACUGACAGAACAUGCUGCAUAUGAACAGAUGGCUCUCUUUGCCUCUGCCUGUGCCUUUUCAUGGAGCAAGUGGAACGCCAAAUGUGGAGCUGAGCAUCUUGUCAUGCAGGGGUGUGAGCAUUAUGGCCCUACACCUGUGCCUAGACACUCAUGGAGUCUCUACCUGCUCGGCGCACAGAGAAGCCAGAAGCUGGAAAUCACAGAGAGCAGUGAGGCUUUCUCAGCAGACCAUUACCCCGGCAGUGAGUUUCACUCCACCUUCAUCCACAUGCUCCAGGAUGAAAUGAGCGCUGAUGGUAUAACAAAAACCAGAGAAUCCAAUAAUCUGUUUGUGGAUACAAUACAGAGCCUGCUCUGUGCCAUCAGACCACUGAUGUAUUCAUAAAUUGUAUGCUGUUCACUGGGGAUUGAUUUUUUUUUUUUUUUUUUUUUUUUGACAAAUCACAAACAUCUGACACCUUAAUUUGAAACGUCCAUGUGUAUACACAUAAGAACACACGCUUGUAUUGUAGAAUUGGCUACUUUAUUUGUGCAAAGUUCCACACAUCUUCUUUGGAACAUGUAUAAAGUUGAAAACGGUGACAACCACAGCAAGAAUAUAGAGAAAACAAUUAAAAAAAAACCUUUGGUGUUAAGACUUUUACAUAGCAGAAUUAUAACUUAACAAAAAUAAACAUAUUCACAUGUCCCCACACCUUGCUAACAAA